Biomphalaria glabrata is the source of this 3448-nucleotide messenger RNA. Its product is annotated as lactase/phlorizin hydrolase-like. Lineage: Eukaryota; Metazoa; Mollusca; Gastropoda; Planorbidae. The record is from RefSeq and is a predicted model, not a curated record. The transcript is spliced from 19 exons. Gene Ontology annotation, biological process: carbohydrate metabolic process. Gene Ontology annotation, molecular function: beta-glucosidase activity. The coding region runs from base 224 to 3136 and encodes 970 amino acids.
AAGUACAAAACCUAGACCUAUAGAUUCCUGAAGAUUGACCUUGAUGUUAUAAAAAACAAAACAGUCUCAUUAUCUAUCCAAACUGAUUACACCGUGUUGAGGUGUGUGUGUUGAAGACUUAGAACGGUGAGGGUAACGUAGAGCUAUCACAGAAAUCGAGAACACAAACCAACAUUCUGAGACCUAGUUGAAGGGAACCAAUGAGUGCACACUUGAACCUAGAAUGUUUAUUAUCAAUGUGAUUUUGUGUACACUUGUUGUCCACAAUGUUGGCGGCGAUACGUUUCCAGAGUCUUUUGCUUUUGGAGUCAGCAGUGCUGCAUAUGUGACUGAAGGAGCUUGGGAUGCUGAGGGCAAAGGUGCAAGCAUAUGGGACGAGUUUACCAAAAUAAAUGAAAACAUAAAAGGAGGUGGUGACGGGAAAAAGGCCGCGGAUGGAUACAACAAAAUUAAAGAGGAUGUGCAACGUCUAAAAGCUUUAGGGGUUUCUCACUACAAGUUUUCCUUGUCCUGGCCUCGUCUCUUGCCAGACGGAACAAAGUCUAGUGUGAAUGAGGCUGGCUUCAGACAUUAUGAUAUUUUAAUCGACGAGCUUCUGGCCAAGAACAUCACACCUUUCGUGUCACUCUAUCACUGGGACCUGCCCCAGGCUCUACAAGACCAAGGCGGUUGGGCUAAUUCUUCAUCUGUCACCUGGUUUAAAGAUUAUGCUAAUUUAUGUUUUCAAAGAUUUGGAAAUCGGGUCAAACUGUGGACCACCAUAGAAGAUCCACUUAGUAUUACUUAUAAAGGCUAUGAAACCGGAGAACACGCCCCUGGACUGAAACAACCAGGCCUUGUUUAUACAGUAGGCCAUCAUCUCCUAUUGGCUCAUGUUGAAGUGUAUCUACUUUAUAAGACAUCCUUUAAAGCAGCACAGAAUGGCCAGGUUGGACUGUCAGUACGUUUCGACUGGUUUUAUCCGGAUACAACUAGUGUUGAUGGUGACGAGGCUGCUAUGAGAUCUAUUGCAUUUCGGAUUGGCUGGUUUUUAGAUCCGUUGUAUCAUGGUGACUAUCCCAGUUUAAUGAAAGAGAAGGUAGCCCUUAAAAGAACAGCUUUGGGAUUCCCUGACCAAAAGUUACCCCAGUUUACUCCAGAAGAAAAAGUCAAAAUAGUUGGUGCCAAUGACUUUAUUGGAGUGAUUCAUUUUAAGUCCAGAAUUGUAUCCCAUCAAUACAAUAACAGUACAGUGCCAGGCUACUAUAAUGACCAAGAUGUUGUACUAAGUAUAAACACCACCUUGCCAAAACUUGAGUAUAGGCCAGAGUUGAACCCUCAAAGCAGUCGCCGACUGGAUCGUGAAGGUCUAACAGAAGUAUUGAUGUAUUUGAAAAGCUUCUAUAACACACCAGCUAUAUACGUCACUCAAAAUGGCUUGGCCACCUGUGGCACGCUCAAAGAUCAACACAGAAUAGAGUACAUCCGUGAAUACACAACGUCGCUUCUAGAUGCGAUCAGAUAUGGCAGUGACGUCCGAGGUUACUUCUUGUGGUCCUUGUUGGACGGCUUUGACUGGGACAAAGGUUAUGCAAGUAAAACUGGACUAUACUAUGUAAAUUUUGAUCGGGACGAUCGACCUCGUUAUCCUAGAUCAUCUGUAGAGUUCUAUCGAUCAUUGAUUUCCAAUAGAGGACUUACAGAGGAUCUCAAGUCUUACAGAGCAUAUCCAAGCGAUCGAGACGAGUUCUAUUAUGGAAAGUUUCCAGAUCACUUUCAGUGGGGCGUAGCCACAGCGGCGUAUCAAAUAGAGGGUGCCUGGAACGAGGAUGGUAAAGGUCCAAGUAUCUGGGAUACUUUCGCUCACAAUGGCAAACUAGCUAAUGGACAGACUGGCGACGUAGCUUGUGACAGUUAUCACUUGUACAAAGUAGAUGUCCAGAUGCUCGGUGACCUUGGGGUUAAUAUCUACAGAUUUUCAAUAGCAUGGAGCCGUGUUAUGCCUGAUGGCACAGUCAGAAGUUUGAAUCAAAAGGGAGUAGACUACUACAAUAAUCUUAUUGAUGCCUUGCUGGCUAAAAAUAUAACUCCAAUGAUAACACUAUAUCACUGGGAUUUGCCCCAAGCUCUAGAAGACAGAGGAGGCUGGAGGUCCGACUCAAUAGUUAGUUGGUUUGAAGACUAUGCAAGAGUUUGUUUCGAACAAUUUGGUGACAGAGUCAAACACUGGAUAACUUUCAAUGAGGCUUUCGUCAUCAGCUGGUUAGGUUACGGUAUUGGAGUCUUCGCUCCAGGAGUCUACGAUCCUGGAGCAGGAGUAUAUAAAGCGGCUCACAAUAUUAUCCGGAGCCAUAGUAGAGCAUAUCACAUGUAUAAAUCAAACUUCAAAGGCAAAUACGGGGGUAGUGUUGGUAUCACUCUAGACAUAGAAUGGAAGGAACCUUUAACAGAUUCCGUUGAUGACUCUUUGGCAGCAGACCGUGCUAUUCAGUUCAAACUAGGCUGGUUUGGUAACGCCAUAUUUGGUGGUUCCGGGGAUUAUCCAGAAGUUAUGAAACAAUAUGUCGCCGAGAAGAGCAGACGACAAGGCUUCAAUAGCAGCAGACUACCAGAGUUUACACAGGAGGAGAAAUCACUUAAUAAAGGUGCUUACGACUUCCUAGGUAUGAAUCACUAUACCUCUACACUAGUAUCUAAUCAACCCAGACCUGACUCACAACCUAGCUACGAGCAGGACCAAGACAUUAACACAAUGGCGGACCCUUGUUGGCCGAGCACUAGUGCGGAUUGGUUGAAAGUCAACCCUUGGGGCAUACGAUAUAUCCUGCGAUGGGCCAAACAGCAUUUUAAUAACCCUCCAAUCUACAUUACAGAGAGUGGACGUCCUUCGGUGGAAGGAUUGGAUGACCCAGACAGAAUUUACUAUUACAAAUAUUAUAUCAAUGAGAUGCUCAAAGCCAUUCGACUGGACAAUGUAGAUGUUCGAGGCUACACAGCCUGGUCAUUGAUGGACAACCUAGAGUGGACCAGUGGCUACUCCCCCAGGUUUGGUCUGUACCACGUAGACUUCACUAGCCCCAACCGCACUCGGAUACCUAGGAAGUCAGCUUUGUUUUUUAGUCAAUUGAUUCGGGAGAAUGGAUUCACAAGAUCUUGACCAUCGCAGACACAAUAAACUCUAGACUUAACGUGAUUCCCAGACGCAAAGAACUCUAUAGGCUUGUAUGCCAUUUGAAGUAUGUAGAAGCAACAUAGAACUUGUAAGCAAAUAAUAUUUAGAUUUCAACAUCGAAUUCCACGUUUGAAUAAAUCAUGUAUUUUUUUAAAUUAAAGUCUCUGUAAGAAAAUAUACUUUAAUUUUAUCAGCAAGUUAUCAAAUCAACUAGGAUGAUUCAAAGCUUAUGACUAUAAACAAUAGAAAUGAAAAUAUUCAACUUCAUUAAACAAAAAUAGAAUUUUAAAAAGACAA